GUGACGACGCCGGCGCGUUCUCCAGGCGCAGUUUCUCCUCAAGUUCGGGUACCGGCGGCGGCGGCGGCGGCGGCGGCGGCGGCGGCGGCGGCGCAGGGUGUUUUAAUUCAAAUGGGUGAUGAAAAGGACUCUUGGAAAGUGAAAACUUUAGAUGAAAUUCUCCAAGAAAAGAAACGAAGGAAAGAACAAGAGGAGAAAGCAGAGAUAAAACGCUUAAAAAAUUCUGAUGACAGGGAUUCCAAGCGAGACUCCCUGGAGGAAGGGGAGCUGAGAGACCACCGAAUGGAGAUCACAAUCAGGAACUCACCCUACAGAAGAGAGGACUCGAUGGAAGACAGGGGAGAGGAAGAUGAUUCUCUGGCCAUCAAGCCACCCCAGCAAAUGUCUCGGAAAGAAAAGGCCCAUCACAGAAAAGAUGAGAAGAGGAAAGAGAAGCGUAGACAUCGUAGCCACUCAGCGGAAGGGGGGAAGCAUGCUCGAGUAAAAGAAAAAGAGAGAGAACAUGAGCGUCGGAAGCGACAUCGAGAAGAGCAGGACAAAGCCCGCCGGGAAUGGGAAAGACAGAAAAGGAGGGAACUGGCAAGAGAACAUUCCAGGAGAGAGAGAGGAAUGAGGGCCGUGCCUGCUUCCAGGGACCGACUGGAGCAGUUAGAAAGGAAGCGGGAGCGGGAGCGCAAGAUGAGGGAGCAACAGAAGGAGCAGCGGGAGCAGAAGGAGCAGCGGGAGCAGAAAGAGCGGGAGCGACGGGCGGAGGAGCGGCGCAAGGAGCGAGAGGCCCGCAGAGAAGUCUCUGCACAUCACCGCGCAGUGAGGGAAGACUACGGUGACAAGGGCAAGACGGCACGCUGGAGCCGCAGCCCCGCACGGCCGCCCCGGGAGCGCUUUGACCUGGGAGACAGCCGGAAGCCAGUAAAAGAAGAGAAAAUGGAGGAAAGAGACCUGCUGUCUGACCUACAGGACAUCAGUGACAGUGAGAGGAAAACCAGCUCUGCCGAGUCCUCCUCAGUGGAAUCAGGCUCAGGCUCGGAGGAGGAAGAAGAGGAGGAAGAGGAAGAAGAAGAAGGGAGCACCAGUGAGGAAUCCGAGGAAGAGGAGGAGGAGGAAGAGGAGGAGGAGGAGGAGGAGGAGGAGACUGGGAGUAACUCAGAGGAGGCGUCAGAGCAGUCUGCAGAAGAAGUGAGUGAUGAAGAAAUGAGUGAGGAUGAAGAGCGAGAAGAUGAGAAUCACAUCGUGGUUGUUCCAGAGUCACGAUUUGACCGAGACUCCGGGGACAGUGAAGACGGGGAGGAAGAAGUGGGGGAGGGGACCCCCCAGAGCAGCGCCCCCACUGAAGGGGACUACGUUCCUGACUCCCCCGCCCUGUCGCCUAUUGAGCUGAAGCAGGAGCUGCCCAAGUACCUGCCGGCCCUGCAGGGCUGCCGGAGUGUGGAGGAGUUCCAGUGCCUGAACAGGAUUGAGGAAGGCACCUACGGGGUUGUCUACAGGGCCAAGGACAAGAAAACAGAUGAAAUUGUGGCUCUGAAGCGGUUGAAAAUGGAGAAGGAGAAAGAAGGGUUUCCGAUCACAUCCCUGAGAGAAAUCAACACCAUCCUCAAGGCCCAGCACCCCAACAUUGUCACCGUCCGAGAGAUCGUGGUGGGCAGCAACAUGGACAAGAUCUACAUAGUAAUGAACUACGUGGAGCACGACCUCAAGAGCCUCAUGGAGACCAUGAAGCAGCCCUUUCUCCCAGGGGAAGUGAAGACGCUGAUGAUUCAGCUGCUGAGGGGGGUGAAGCACCUGCACGACAACUGGAUUCUGCACCGGGACCUGAAGACGUCCAACCUGCUGCUGAGCCACGCUGGCAUCCUCAAGGUUGGUGACUUUGGGCUGGCUCGAGAGUAUGGGUCGCCCCUGAAGGCCUACACCCCUGUCGUUGUGACCCUCUGGUACCGAGCCCCUGAACUGUUGCUUGGCGCCAAGGAGUACUCCACGGCAGUGGACAUGUGGUCGGUGGGCUGCAUCUUCGGAGAGUUGCUGACACAGAAGCCCCUGUUCCCUGGGAAGUCGGAGAUUGAUCAGAUCAACAAGGUUUUUAAGGACCUGGGAACCCCCAGUGAGAAGAUCUGGCCUGGCUACAACGAGCUCCCAGCCGUCAAGAAGAUGACCUUCAGCGAGCACCCCUACAACAACCUCCGCAAGCGCUUCGGGGCCCUGCUCUCGGACCAGGGCUUUGAUCUCAUGAACAAGUUUCUGACCUACUUCCCGGGGAGACGGGUUAACGCAGAAGACGGCCUCAAGCAUGAGUACUUCUGCGAGACUCCACUCCCCAUCGACCCUUCCAUGUUCCCCACGUGGCCUGCCAAGAGCGAGCAGCAGCGUGUGAAGCGGGGCACCAGUCCACGCCCCCCCGAGGGGGGUCUAGGCUACAGCCAGCUGGGCGACGACGACCUGAAGGAGACGGGCUUCCACCUCACCACCACCAACCAGGGGGCCUCCGCCGCCGGCCCGGGCUUCAGCCUCAAGUUCUGAAGGCGGCGCUGCCUGGCCGCAGAGCCGCCCACGGUCGGCCAGGACCCCGGACUUGGCACUGCCCGCACACCUGCCCACAUUUCCUUUUUUAUAUUUUGAUUUGUACAUUUGUAGAAUUAAAUGACUGU
Molecule: messenger RNA, 2639 nt
Organism: Dipodomys spectabilis (banner-tailed kangaroo rat)
Lineage: Eukaryota; Metazoa; Chordata; Mammalia; Rodentia; Heteromyidae
Product: cyclin-dependent kinase 11B
Exons: 20
Coding region: 112-2511 (799 amino acids)
Biological process (GO): regulation of mitotic cell cycle; protein phosphorylation
Cellular component (GO): nucleus
Molecular function (GO): cyclin-dependent protein serine/threonine kinase activity; ATP binding
Source: RefSeq, a predicted model, not a curated record